AUGCAUUUUUCUGAUUCCUCUAAAGCUCAUAAAGUGGUGCCACUCAAACAAAACAUGACUACUCUAAAUAAUCCCAAGUGUAAAAAACACCCCGCUAAACAAUGCGAACUCCAUUGUGAACAAUGUGACACUCCUAUUUGUGCACUGUGUAUUUCCUCAGAAGAACAUGUAGAUCAUUCAUUAGUUGAUAUAUUUAAGAUCAUUGAAAGAAAAAAGGAAUCCGUAAAGAGAGACUUGCAAGAAUUAGAAAAGUCCAUUUUACCUCGAUAUCAAGAAAUUGCAGCCAACAUUCAAGAUCAGAGAGUUGAUUUAAGUACAAACUCCAUGGAAUUGACCAAAACUCUUAAUGAAAGAAAAGAUGACUGGUACAGAGAAAUCGACUCUAUUGUAAAGGAUUUACAAUCUGAUAUAGAUAAAAUGGCAGUGGAAAUCAAGACUGUCUUAGAUAAACAAGAAGACGAAUUGACAACAAGCAUUUCACUAGUUAUGGAGAGUAUAGGUGAAUUAAAAAAAAUAUUGGACUCUAAAGAUGUCUGCAUUGUGUCAGAGUACAAAUCCAAGAACUAUAAUUACAGAAGAAUGUCUCCUAAACCCAAAAUAACCUUACCAAGAUUCACGUGUCAAAUGAUACACAGAGACCAGCUAUUUGAACAAUUUGGUUCCUUUUCAAAAGUGUCUUUUACAACUGAAAAGCACGAUCCUUUACCAGAUAUGUCACUGCAAGUUGAUCCCGAUGUUUUCACACAAAUAGACACACAGUAUGAAGAUCUUUGUAGCGUGGCGUGUUUGAAUGACAAAAAAGUAUGGACAAGCGGCGAGGGAAAAAUUAUAAAACUGUUCAACCUCAAAGGAGAACUAAUGAACACGAUUAAAACAAAGUCAGGUAAUGCGCCUUCGGAUAUAGCUGUGACAAGGCAUGGGGAUCUUGUUUAUACUGAUCACAGUGAUAGAAGUCUGAAUUUGGUUAAGAAUAUGCAGGUAAAAGAAAUGAUCCGACUAAGGGGAUGGAGACCUCGCAAUGUAUGUAGAACCAGCUGCAGUGACCUCCUGGUUGUCAUGGACAGUGACGAUGAUGAACAAACAAAAGUUGUGCGUUACUCUGAUAUCUCAACAGAAUUGAUGAUGAAACAAUGCAUACAGUAUAACGACAAAGGACAACCUCUCUUUUCAUAUGGUGGCACUAAAUUUAUUAGUGAGAACAGGAAUUUAGAUAUUUGUGUGUCUGACAAUAAUGCCCUUGCAGUCAUAGUGGUCAAUCAGGCCGGAGAAUUUAGGUUUAAAUACAUUGGUUCUCCUUCUACUACCGAUGAAUCAUUUACACCACGCGGCAUCGCCACAGAUAGCCAGAGUCGGAUCCUUAUAGCAGACUUUGAAAACGACCGCAUCCACGUCCUAGAUCUAGACGGACAGCUCCUUCGCUUUAUUGAUUGUCUUUUUUUAUUUGCUCCAUUAGGAAUAUCUGUGGAUAGCAGAGAUAACCUUUUUGUAGCUGAAAAUAGCACGGGUCAAGUUAAGAAGGUCCAAUAUUGCCUGUAA
Magallana angulata is the source of this 1536-nucleotide messenger RNA. RefSeq names its product tripartite motif-containing protein 55-like. Gene Ontology annotation, molecular function: ubiquitin protein ligase activity; zinc ion binding; protein binding. The record is from RefSeq and is a predicted model, not a curated record. The transcript has a single exon. The coding region runs from base 1 to 1536 and encodes 511 amino acids. NCBI's taxonomy places the organism in Eukaryota, Metazoa, Mollusca, Bivalvia, Ostreida, Ostreidae. Gene Ontology annotation, biological process: proteasome-mediated ubiquitin-dependent protein catabolic process; protein polyubiquitination.